Molecule: messenger RNA, 2818 nt
Organism: Sceloporus undulatus (fence lizard)
Lineage: Eukaryota; Metazoa; Chordata; Lepidosauria; Squamata; Phrynosomatidae
Gene: PDIA5
Product: protein disulfide isomerase family A member 5
Exons: 17
Coding region: 71-1651 (526 amino acids)
Biological process (GO): protein folding
Cellular component (GO): endoplasmic reticulum
Molecular function (GO): protein disulfide isomerase activity
Source: RefSeq, a predicted model, not a curated record
GCAGCAGCAGCAGCAAAAGCAUCUGGAGUUGGAGCCGAGGCGCGUUGCUUGCAGCAGGAGCAGAGGAAGGAUGGCUGUGGGAGGAGGGAAGAGGAGGCGGCGGUGGGGGGUCCUGCCCCUGGCCCUCUUGACUAUCUUUCCAGCAUGCCUGUUAUCAGCAAAGAUGUCACCACUAAUAGAAAAAAUAAGUGAUCAAAAGGACUUCAAGAAACUCCUAAGGACACGGAAUAACGUAUUGGUGCUAUAUUCCAAAUCUUCGGCAGCUGCUGACAGUUCACUCAGGUUAUUGUCUGAUGUAGCCCAAGCAGUGAAAGGCCGAGGUACUAUAUCCUGGAUAGAUUGCAGUGAUUCAGAAAGCCGAAAACUGUGCAAGAAGAUGAAAGUUGACCCCAGUUCAAAGGAGAAAGGGGUAGAAUUACUACAUUACAAGGAUGGCACAUUUCACACUGAAUAUACAAGAGCACACACGCUCAAGUCAAUGGUGGCCUUCCUCAAGGAUCCAGAAGGAGCUCCUUUGUGGGAAGAGGAUCCUGAUGCCAAAGAUGUUGUCCAUGUUGACAGUGAAAAGGAACUUAAGAGGCUUCUGAAGAAAGAAGAUAAGUCUGUGCUGCUGAUGUUCUAUGCCCCUUGGUGUGGAGUUUGCAAAAGAAUGAUGCCAUCAUUCCAACAAGCAUCUACAGAACUGAAGGGCAAGUAUGUACUUGCAGGAAUGAAUGUCUACUCAGCUGAAUUUGAAAAAAUAAAAGAGGAAUAUAAUGUCCGGGGAUACCCAACCAUCUGCUAUUUUGAAAAAGGAAAAUUCCUGUUCAACUUUGAAAACUACAGUGCUACAGCAAAGGACAUAGCAGAGUGGUUGCAAAAUCCUCAGCCACCUAAACCACAGACUCCUGAGACUCCUUGGUCAGAAGAGGAUAAUGUUGUUUAUCACCUAACAGAUGAUGACUUUGACAAGUUUAUCAAGGAGCAUUCUUCUGUCUUAGUGAUGUUCUACGCACCAUGGUGUGGGCACUGUAAGAAAAUGAAGCCAGAAUAUGAGAAAGCAGCUGAGAUGCUCCAUGCAGACAAUGAUAAACCAGGUGUCCUGGCAGCUGUAGAUGCUACUGUCAACAAAGCUGUAGCCGAAAGAUUUCACAUAUCAGGAUUUCCAACAUUAAAAUACUUCCAAGAUGGAGAGGAGAAAUAUACUCUCCCACACCUGCGAACAAAAAGUAAAAUUAUUGAAUGGCUUCUAAAUCCUCAAGCACCACCUCCACCUGAACCAACCUGGGAAGAAAGGCAAACAAGUGUUAUCCAUCUUGCAGGUGAAGACUUCAGGGAAUCUUUGAAGAAAAAGAAGCACGCCCUUGUAAUGUUCUAUGCACCAUGGUGCCCACACUGUAAAAACUCGAUCCCACAUUUCACAUCUGCUGCAGAACUCUUUAAAGAAGAUCGGAAGAUUGCCUAUGCUGCAGUGGACUGUGCCAAAGAACAGAAUCAUGAUCUAUGUAAGCAGGAAGGUGUGGAUGGUUACCCGACCUUCAACUACUACAACUAUGGAAAAUUUAUAGAAAAGUAUAAUGGAGACAGAGGGGAAUCUGGGUUUUCAACCUUCAUGCGGACCCUCCGAGAAAGAGACCAUGAAAGAAUAGGGAAAAGGAAAGAUGAGUUAUAAUUUCUGCCUCAAAACACAAUUUCCACUGCACUGUGAAUGGUCUCAGGGCCACUGGUACAAUGCCUGAGAUUUCACACCUUUAAAAAACAACAACCAGAAACUUUGUUUUUUAUAAGCAGCCAUUGCCAUUUUGUACAAUUUUGAAAUAAAGUGAAAUCAUUUGAUUUUUCCAGAAAAAAUAAAUAACAUCAUUGUUGCCAUAUUAUGUUGUGAAGAAGAAUGAAGAGCAUUUUCUCACCAUUUGAUGCACCUAUGCCCAUUGAUAUUCCUAUGCAACCUUUUUGUAAUCUGUAGGUUUGGUAGUGAUUUCCUCUGACAAGGUAAUUUCUGCAUUUUUAAUUUUGGAAGACUAUUAUAUGAGAAAUGGCUUUUAAAAAUGUGGGGGGUGUUGUUAAAGGAAGAUGCAAAGGAUCCAUUAGGAGCCAGUUUCAUAGAAAUGCGUGCAAACUAAUUGCAGUCCCAGUGGACUCCAUCCAAAGCCUCUUCAGUUAUGUAGGGUACAAGCGCACAGCAUUUCGUUUAGGAGCCAGAGGUGAUUAAGUGCUCUUUUGAUCCUGGUAGUCCAUAUACUGGGCAAAUGUCAGCCUGUACAGUCCCUCCCACUCUGUUAUGGAUGAUGGAACCUUUGUGAUUAGGACAUUGUGUGUAAUUUUUUUAAAAAGCGAGAUUUGGAGAAUAAUUUUUAAGGUGCUCAGGGAUAAUAGGGAAAUAAUGAAGCAGCUUUGGCCAUGUCAGAUCUUAAUGACUGUAGUGGUGUGUGUUUUUUUUCUUUAAAUUUCUUUUCUUUUUGGGGUGGGGGAGGAAUCUGCCGUACCUGAAUUGUUUACAUACCUUUAUAGAAUGUAUGAGUUAUUUCGAACAAAUGUCUCCGCAAGCAGCACAUCUCAAGCACCAAAAUGACUCUCUCUGUGUAUUGUGUUUGCAUUCAUCUUGUCAAAAGCUCCUUUAAAAAGAGGAGUGGCGUAAUGCAGGUGUAAAAGUUCUACCCAGUUUAUGAUCCCACCAUAUGGACAGCAUAGUUGCUAAGCAUUUUGUUUGACUGUCUGUUUGACAAAGGCACUAGUAUUUUUGAUAUGAAGAAACAUCAUGCAACAAUACUUACGUUCCAAAGGCUUGUCUGUGUGUGUUAAAUACAAAGAAAGAAAGAAAGAUUCUCUUUCUCUCUCU